AUGAGCAGACCACUUAACGCUUUCUAUGACAGUGCCACAUUCUAUGAGAAGGUCGGAUGUAGCUCCAGGUUCUUUGGGAUUGCUACAGGAGGCGGUUUUACCGCCCCAUACCUUCUUUCCAAUAUUUGCACCGAAACCUGUUUGAGCGAUCUGAAGGCCUUGAAAGAAAAACAACUCUCUGUCUGCAGCAGUUCAGACUUUGUGGGGACAGAGGAUUUGAAGCUUCCUCCAACCUACGUUACAGACCUUCUCUUGUACACGUACCACUACUCCUGUGUGAGAGACCCAGCCACGAAACUUUUCUGCUCUCCGUACUUUUUCGACUGGAAUAGUAAAGAGAAUGCAACGUCUGCCGAGCUAUGCUCGGAUUGCAACCUGCUCGUUCAGCAGGCGCAUUUAGAUUCGCCUAUUGGAUACGAUGAUGAAUUGGCAAGCGCACACUCAUCCCUGGCGUCGUCAUGCGGAGUUGCCAAAUACCCAAUCACUUCUCGGCCUCCCUACAUUUUGAAUGAGGCAACGGCUGCAACGAUAACGGCUCCCCCCAACAAUCCUACUCAGACCGACUCCAUGUCGGCUUCUUCCAGCUCGAAAAUCCGCCCUGGUGCGGGAUACAAAAAGGGUCCUGGCUUUCAUAUGGACAAGCCAGUAGCUCAACGUUUCUCCAUCCAAGCUACCAACGCACAUGCCACAGCCGUACGCAUCCCAUACACCCCGAAACCUCUGCCUCUGGCACCCGGAACCGCGGAUUCCUGCAAGUCGUAUGAGCAAUAUAGGGGGCCCAUAUAUUUCUUCAGGGGAAAAAACUUGAAUGAGUUUGACAUUGACGAAUUUAUCUCGUGGAAUCCGUCCCUCUCUUUCGAUGAAGCCGACCCAUCCGCCUGUGCCAUCUCGCAGGGCUAUCGCUACUGCGUCAGCAAGCCCGAUACGACGGCAGGCAACUCCUCCAGUAUCGCUGCAGCCUCUUCCAGCAUAAAAACUUCUUCAGAGCCAGCAAUAAUCACACACUCCCCCGGUGAUGGCAGCGACAUGCAGAAGAAACUCGAGAACAUCUAG
Molecule: messenger RNA, 1053 nt
Organism: Trichoderma aggressivum f. europaeum
Lineage: Eukaryota; Fungi; Ascomycota; Sordariomycetes; Hypocreales; Hypocreaceae
Exons: 6
Coding region: 1-1053 (350 amino acids)
Source: RefSeq, a predicted model, not a curated record